AUUAAAAUGACACAGUAUGUUUUGAUUUUUAAGGAAUGUUAGUUCGAGGAUUUCUCAGCCGUGCUCUUUCCCCUCGUGAGUUCUAGGUCGAAGAACGGUGCGAUUUUCUGAUAAUGAAUUGAACGUUUCACAAAUUUUUCGUUUAUUUUACAUAUUACAACUUCCCUUAAAUUUCCCCAAUUUUGCUAUUGUUGGGCGCAUAUCAAGUAAGUAAAACUGAGUACGUUUCGACAACGUAGGUCCUAUUUGUUUUUCAUUUCGUUUUUCAGAAGAUUUGUUAAAAGAAAAUAUAAUGAAAAUUCAAACCGUUCAAUUUUGCUGAACGAACCUGGGUAUGUUAUAUUACAAGAUGGAACGACGACCUCAAGCUAGCGAUGUCUUCGUCUGUGGUGACUUUGCUUGAUUAAAAAACGAUUUCACUUCCAAAAGUUGUGUCGUCUAGUCAAACAAUAAUAUAAACAAAACCAAUAAAUAUAAUAAUUUCUACACAAACUGAUUAUUGAUAAUGAUCUGAUAAAUAGACUCUUGAAAAAAAAUUGCAGCAACGUCCGAUAAAAAUGGUUUUUUGUUCUCUUGUUCCUAAUAAAAGAUCGCUGUGGGAAUAAUUACAUUAUUAUAAAUAUAAGUUCUGGCAAACAUGAAGACUAUCUACUUUAUAACUUCUAUUAUCCUUGCAUUUCAUUUAAGAAUUGCAUUUGCGACCAAUACCAUUGAUGAUAAACUACCCAACUUUCACAUGGAUGAUGAAUUGUCUGCGGAAGAGAUAGAAAACUUGAAAGAAUUAGUGAAUAGAGAGUUUAAACUUCAAGAUUUAUCAAAAGUACAAACGCCGAGUGAAGAUGUCACGCUAAACGAUUUUAUAGAUAAACUUCUUGCAAAUGUGAGACGAUUGAUUGUGGAUGACGGACUUGAUUGUACUUCUUUGCCGGAUUUUGCAGUAAACAUUGGAAUCGGAGAAACAAAAUUAACUGAGGGACAACUAAACGAUACUUCCACAAUUGAGAGAAGAGGCAAUACUGUACUCAGUUACAAUAGCGACAUGAAAAGGUUAUCAUUAAAAAUGACUCUUGGAUUUCAGGAUUUAAAGUUUAUUUUUAAAUAUUAUACCAAAGUAACUCUAUUCAGUAUAACUGGAAACCUCCACGGAGCCAUCAAAGACAUUCACAUUAAUGUUCAAAUAGGAUUUGAUUUUAAUACUGAGCUUGUUUAUGUGGAUUACAUUGAUUUUCAAAAUACUGGGUGUGUAUUACUAAUAUAA
Molecule: messenger RNA, 1258 nt
Organism: Ceutorhynchus assimilis (cabbage seed weevil)
Lineage: Eukaryota; Metazoa; Arthropoda; Insecta; Coleoptera; Curculionidae
Source: the annotation of a GenBank genome assembly